AAGCUUCUAUUCAAGCUGCUUCUACAGCUCGUGCGCUGCGCCAAUGCUCUGGACUCCGAACCAAACGACCCGCAGAAACCCUCUUCUACCUCGGACAGCCAGCAGCAGCAGGAGAAGGAGAAGGAGAAGGAGAAAGAUUUGGGAAUGACAACCCUAGUCCCGGAGCACUUAAGCCCGGACAUCUGCGGGAAAUACCAGGGCCUUUUCCGUGGUGCGGGGCUGGACGAAGUGGUGGAGUCCGGUUUAAAUGUCCUGAGCCGCUUGGAGAACCACGGAUCAUCACCUGGACACGUGGACAACCUCCACGUGGACGAGGCCCACGUGGACAGCGGUGACGUGGACACAGCUGCCAGUGUAACUCCCCCCAAUGAGGUUGCCGAUGCGGUUGCUGGCGCAGCUUCCAAUGUAACGUCUUCCGAUGAGGGUGGUUCGAAGUCAGUUUGUGCGCCUCCUAAGCCAGUGGAGGAGCAGGUGGUGGAGUGGUCUUACAAAGCAGCGAGUCUGCUUUUAAGGAAGUACAAGGAGCUGGAGCUGUUCAAGAAAAUGGUGGAAAAAUCAGC
Messenger RNA from Closterium sp. Naga37s-1, 560 nucleotides. NCBI's taxonomy places the organism in Eukaryota, Viridiplantae, Streptophyta, Zygnematophyceae, Desmidiales, Closteriaceae. The record is from the annotation of a GenBank genome assembly.